Molecule: messenger RNA, 1511 nt
Organism: Hibiscus syriacus
Lineage: Eukaryota; Viridiplantae; Streptophyta; Magnoliopsida; Malvales; Malvaceae
Exons: 2
Coding region: 1007-1447 (146 amino acids)
Source: RefSeq, a predicted model, not a curated record
UCUUAGAACUAUUUUAUUGACAUUUCAAGACUGUUCUUGUUGUGUUAAGUUUGUGAUACUUCAGGUUCUUAGAUUACUAUCUAACGGGUCCAAGUCCUUAAACAUUGAACGUAUAAGGUUUGGGUUUAUACUCUUUUAGUAUAAGUUCUUCCUUGUUCCUUGUUAUAUUCAAAUUUCUACCAUCACAAAUUCCAUUACCUCAUCUAUCAAUUAUCAUUCCUUAUUCAAAUUUCGUUCAUAACCAUAUCCAUAUAACCCCAACAUCAUCCUUAAUAUCGAGUAAGUUUGCUGCCGAGGAAUUGCUUACUUCGUUCUAGAUCCGGUACAAUCGAAGAAGUCCUCAAUCGACGGACUGACUCGUAUCAUAUGGUAAUCAGAGCAAAGGUGAACCAAGUAAGAAAUUCAUCUUGAAAAAAAAAGAGAAUUCCGAAAAUUAAAAAAAAACAAAUUCCGAAAAUUAAAAAAAAAAAAGAAAAAAGAAAAGUUCUGGUCUUGAGAUGAAGAGAAAUGCUAUAAUGUUGUGUUCUUCAAUAUUGAAAUGCUUUGAGCUUUGAUUCAAUCCAAAAUGCAAUAACUUUGAUUGUAUUGGUGACAGUCUCGUUGUAAGCAUUUCUAUGUAGUAAGUUUACUAAUUAUUUUCAUCUUCCUUUCUUUAUUUUCCUUUGAAUUUUUAGGCUUCAUUUCAUUAUUUUCCAGUUUCUUUUAAUCUUUAUUAUUUCCUAUAGCCGACACACUUGACAGAUAUUUUUGAAAGAUCGAAUUUAGUUCGUAAAAGAACUGACUACGAGGGAACGAGUGGAAAAGGCACAUUGAGUGUGUGAGAUCAGAAGGGGAGAUAGAAAAGAGCCAUUAAAAGUUUCUCCCGAGUGAAACACGAGUGUUGAGUGAUUGAGUGUCAAUUCUGAUUUCUUUGGAGCGAAAUUGUGAGAAUCUUUGUGUGUAUAUUGUAAGGACCUAUAUACAUUAAUUAUCUUCUUUGUGUGUUGUUUUGUUUUAUUUGAUUAAUAUGGCAGGCUCUAGUGAUAACCAUCCGGGUGACCAACCACCAAAUUUGCAAAUACAAGCCAUUACAUGUGAGAUACAAAGGAUGAUAAGGGCUGAACUUGAGACUCUACAUUCUAGAAUGGAUAAGAUUGAAGGAGAAUCUCAAACGCAUCAUAAUGAAGAGAUUAAUGAUGAAAACGAAAUUGACCAACCUCUAAGACCAAAUCAGAGACAUGGACGUACACUUGAUGAUAAUUUGGCUAAUAUAAAAGUUGCGAUUCCAUAUUUUCAGGGACGAACAGAUCCCGAUGCAUAUUUGGCAUGGGAGAGUAACGUUGAGCAUGUUUUUGAGUGUUAUAAUUACUCGAAACAAAAGAAGGUUCGUUUGGCAGCAAUGGAGUUUGUUGAUUACGCUCUCAUUUGGUGGGAUCAAUUGUUGAUCAGUAGACGAAGAACCGGGUAAUCAAAGUGUUGAAGAUUAUUUCAAGGAAAUGGAAAUGGCCAUGAUGCGUGCAAACAUGGAGGAA